Esox lucius (northern pike) is the source of this 9595-nucleotide messenger RNA. It is a transcript of the gene apc, whose product is annotated as APC regulator of WNT signaling pathway. The transcript is spliced from 16 exons. Gene Ontology annotation, molecular function: microtubule binding; gamma-catenin binding; beta-catenin binding. Lineage: Eukaryota; Metazoa; Chordata; Actinopteri; Esociformes; Esocidae. The coding region runs from base 257 to 8527 and encodes 2756 amino acids. Gene Ontology annotation, biological process: pattern specification process; nervous system development; negative regulation of canonical Wnt signaling pathway. Gene Ontology annotation, cellular component: cytoplasmic microtubule; catenin complex; beta-catenin destruction complex. The record is from RefSeq and is a predicted model, not a curated record.
CGCAGGCUGACAGUAAGCUACACAGACAACAUGGCGUAACGAAGGAAGCAAUCCUACGAAGAAAAAACGCGGAGGGAGACACAAAAGAAAAAGUUUAGUUGGAGUUGAAGACUGUAAUAAUUUAAAGUUUAGAAUGGACCCUCGUGUAAAGUUAGUUUCGUGUUUUUGAUUUGGACUUUUCACCCUGGAGUGCGUUUUAUAAACUACUCGGUGCAGAGAGGAGCGAAUGUUCAUACAGGUCAAGAGGUAGUCCAAGAUGGCUGCAGCGUCUUACGAUCAGCUGCUAAAGCAAGUGGAGGCACUGAAGAUGGAGAACUCCAACCUUCGACAAGAGCUUGAGGACAACUCAAAUCACUUGACCAAACUGGAGACAGAAGCCUCCAAUAUGAAGGAGGUGCUAAAACACCUACAAGGAAGCAUCGAAGAAGACUCUACUGACUCAUCUGAACAAAUCAAUCUCUUGGAAAGACUGAAAGAAAUGAGCCUGGAUCCCAACAGUUACCCAGGAGUGAAGCUGAGACCUAAGCCUCCCUCUAUGCAGGGUUCAGGCUCCGGGCGGUCUGGGGAUAGCAGCCCCAGCCCCAGUCCAAUGGGCUCCCUGGGCUCCUUCCCCCGGAGAGGGAUGUCCAACGGAGGCAGAGACACCGCUGGCUACCUGGAGGAGCUAGAGAAGGAGAGGUCCUUGCUUAUGGCUGAGCUGGAGAAGGAGGAGAAAGAGAAAGACUGGUAUUACGCACAGCUGCAGAAUCUCACCAAGAGGAUCGACAGCCUACCACUAACCGAGAAUCAAUUCUCCCUGCAGACGGACAUGACCCGUCGGCAACUGGAGUACGAGGCGAGGCAGAUCAGAGCUGCCAUGGAGGAGCAGCUGGGAACCUGCCAGGAUAUGGAGAAGAGGGCUCAGGUGAGGGUCGCUCGCAUUCAGCAGAUUGAGAAGGACAUGCUGAAGAUACGGCAGCACUUGCAGUCUCAACCUGCGGAGGCUGAGAGCAACCAUGACCAGGUUGGCCAGAGUGAGGGAGCCCAGGCUUCCGGGGAAAGCAGUGGGCCAAUCACCGGAUCUUCUCAGGGUUCAAGCAGUCGCCUGGAGCAGGACUCUGCCAGUGAAAUAAGUUUGGGUGGAGGUAACUACCCUGUACCCCGCAGACUGACCAGUCACCUCGGUACCAAGGUGGAGAUGGUGUACUCCCUGCUGUCCAUGCUGGGGACCCACGACAAGGACGACAUGUCCCGCACCCUGCUGGCCAUGUCCAGCUCCCAGGACAGCUGUAUCGCCAUGCGCCAGUCCGGCUGCCUGCCCUUACUCAUCCAGCUCCUCCAUGGCAACGACAAGGACUCUGUACUGCUGGGGAACUCGAGGGGAAGCAAGGAGGCAAGGGCAAGAGCCAGCGCUGCCCUCCAUAACAUCAUCCACUCUCAGCCUGACGAUAAGCGGGGUCGGAGGGAGAUAAGAGUGCUGCACCUCCUGGAGCAGAUCAGGGUCUACUGUGAAACCUGCUGGGAGUGGCAGGAGAGCCAUGAGAGAGGAGUGGACCAGGACAAAAACCCCAUGCCCUCUCCUGUGGAGCAUCAGAUCUGCCCGGCGGUGUGUGUCCUAAUGAAACUGUCCUUUGAUGAGGAGCAUAGACACGCUAUGAAUGAGCUUGGGGGUCUGCAGGCUAUAGGGGAGUUGCUCCAAGUGGACUGUGAAAUCUACGGCCUCACCAGCGACCACUACAGUGUCACUCUGAGGAGAUACGCUGGCAUGGCCCUCACCAACCUCACCUUCGGGGAUGUGGCCAAUAAAGCCACACUGUGUUCCAUGAAGGGAUGCAUGAGGGCCAUGGUGGCUCAGCUGAAGUCUGAGAGUGAGGAUCUACAGCAGGUCAUUGCCAGUGUGCUUAGGAAUCUUUCCUGGCGUGCGGACGUGAACAGUAAGAAGACUCUACGUGAGGUUGGCAGCGUCAGAGCUCUGAUGGAGUGUGCGUUGGAGGUACAGAAGGAGUCUACUCUGAAGAGUGUUCUCAGUGCCCUGUGGAACCUGUCAGCUCACUGCACUGAAAACAAAGCUGACAUCUGUGCUGUUGAGGGUGCUUUGGCCUUUCUGGUUAGCACUCUGACGUACCGAAGCCAAACAAACACCCUAGCCAUCAUCGAAAGUGGAGGAGGCAUCUUGCGCAAUGUGUCUAGUCUCAUUGCUACAAAUGAAGAUCAUAGGCAAAUCCUGAGAGAGAACAGCUGUCUUCAGACACUCCUGCAGCAUCUAAAGUCUCACAGCUUGACUAUUGUGAGCAAUGCGUGCGGAACUCUAUGGAACCUGUCUGCCCGCAACGCAAAGGACCAGGAGGCCUUGUGGGACAUGGGUGCUGUGAGCAUGCUGAAGAACCUCAUCCACUCCAAGCACAAGAUGAUUGCCAUGGGCAGCGCGGCAGCACUGAGGAACCUCAUGGCCAACAGGCCGGCCAAAUACAAGGACGCCAACAUCAUGUCGCCUGGAUCCAGCCUUCCCUCUCUACACGUUAGGAAACAGAAAGCCUUGAUCGAGGAACUAGACUCUCAGCACCUUUCGGAGACGUUCGACAACAUUGACAAUUUAAGCCCCAAAGCGUCUCACAGGGGUAAACCAAGCAGGCACAAGCCAAAUGUCUACAGCGAUUACGAUGGUGUUUCAAGAUCAGAUGGGUUCGGCCCAAACAGUGUGCCUGUGCGCUCCCCUUAUGUGAACACUCCAGUUCUGUCAAGCCCAUCAGCCAGAGAGAACCCAAGGGGGAACAUAGACAGUGUCAGGGCCGAACGGGACCGGAGCCAGGACAGAGACCGGCAGAGAGGUGCCCCUGGGGAUUUCCACUCAGAGAAUCAUGACUCUAAAAGAAUGCAGAUGCCCGCUACAACAGCAGCGCAGAUCGCCAUGGUGAUGGAGGAGGUGAACAGCAUUCACUUACUGACUGGCCUGGAUGCCCGGUCACCAGAGAGCCCUAAUCAAGACCCUCAUCGUUCCACUGCAGCACAUGGUCAUUCAAAUGUAUACCCUUACACUAAACCUGAUCACUCAGGCAGACCCUGUCCAAUGCCCAAGUUAGAAUACAGGGCGUCCAAUGACAGCCUUAACAGUGUCAACAGCAUUGAUGGCUAUGGCAAAAGAGGCCAGAUGAAGCCAUCCGUUGACUCGUACUCUGAGGAUGACGAUGGGAAGUGUUGCGUCUAUAGGAAAUAUCCGGCAGACCUUGCUCAUAAGAUCCACAAUGCAAACCACAUGGAAGAUGAUAACGGAGAAGUUGAUACACCCAUCAACUACAGCCUGAAGUAUUCAGAUGAGCAGUUGAACUCUGGUCGGCAAAGUCCAAGCCAAAAUGAAAGGUGGGCAAGGCCCAAGCACAUGGAGGAAAUGAAACGGACAGAUCAGAGGUCUGUGCGAUCUCAAAGCCCUGGUUAUCCUAUACAGGGAUUCAGAUCAAGCAACCCCAACCAACACCAACAAGAUCAGAGCAAUGCCGGUCCCACUCAAGGAAUUAACAAAAAGAUUAACAACCAGACUAUGUGCCAAGCUGUUGAUGAUUACACUGAUGAGGAGCCAACCAAUUACAGCAUUAAGUACAACGAGGAACAUCAUGCUGAACAACCGAUUGAUUACAGUCUGAAAUACUCUGAUUCGUCCUCUCAAAAAUCCAUGUUUAGUCAUUCGAAGUCAUCCUCUACUCAGAGCUCAGUGAAAGAUCAUCUGAGCCAAGAUGGUUCCACGUCCUCAGUAACAUCCAUAAAAAAUGCAGGGAGACAAAUGCAACUACAUCCCUCUUCGGCUCAAACUAGAUCAGCUCGACCAGGCCAGAAGAACGCAACAUGCAAACCUACCGUCAAUCAAGAGACACUGCAGACGUACUGUGUUGAGGACACACCCAUCUGUUUUUCAAGGGGUAGCUCUUUAUCAUCCUUGUCUUCAGAGGAGGAUGAAAUGGAGGGCUGCAAGAGGAAUGCAAACGCUGCUAGUAACUACCCAACUCUUCCCAUCUCUGAGAAAGAGUCCAAUGGUGGUCAUGCCCAAGAACAACGCACAACCGAGGGACAGUCAUCUGUGCAGUAUGUCCGAAUGAAGCCUCCAAGGCAUAGUCAAGGACAUGGAGAUGGAUCCAGGCAUCACAAAGCUGUCGAGUUUUCAUCUGGAGCGAAGUCCCCAUCCAAAAGUGGAGCCCAGACCCCGAAAAGUCCACCAGAACACUAUGUGCAGGAGACGCCCCUCAUGUUCAGUCGAUGCACAUCUGUAAGCUCCCUGGACAGCUUUGAGAGCCAUUCCAUCGCUAGCUCUAUACAGAGUGAAUUGUGCAGUGGGAUGCCCAGUGGAAUUAUCAGUCCCAGCGAUCUGCCUGACAGUCCUGGUCAGACCAUGCCUCCGAGCCGAAGCAAAACACCACCACCCCCACAACAUCAACAUCCACCCCCAAUGAAACACAAAAAGGUGCCUCCUCCACCUCCUCCGAGGGCGGACAUGGCUCCAAGACAUGCUGCUGUACAUGCUGCUGUUCAGAAAGUCCAGGUUCUUCCGGAUAAUGACACUCUCUUACACUUUGCAACAGAGAGUACUCCAGAUGGAUUCUCUUGUUCCUCCAGUCUCAGUGCUUUAAGCUUAGAUGAACCUUACAUUCAGAAAGAUAAUGAGCUAAAAAUAAUGCCUCCUGUUCAUGAAGACGACCACGGAAAUGAGGCCGAGCAUGAGAAUGAUGACAUUUCAGAACCCCCAAGCCAAGAGAAGCAUUCACCUGGUGAGGCAGAAAAAGACAUUUUGGAUGACUCUGAUGAUGAUGAUAUAGAAAUAUUGGAGGCUUGCAUAAACUCAGCCAUGCCAACUAAGUCAUCGAGAAAACCCAAAAAGCAAUCACCUUCCAACACAACUUCUAGAAUACCACCACCUACUGCCCGUAAACCAAGCCAACUUCCUGUAUACAAAUUACUCCCUACUCAAUCCAGAGGACAACAGAAAACUGUGAACUUCACGCAUGGAGAGGACAUGCCUAGGAUUUACUGUGUAGAGGGAACCCCUAUCAAUUUCUCAACAGCCACAUCGCUCAGCGACCUCACCAUCGAUUCACCCCCAAAUGAGCUGGCCAAUGCUGAAAGCUGUGCUUCUCCCCGUGUAGAAAUGUCCUCCAGUCAAAGGAGGGACACUAUUCCAGAAGGGAAAAGUACAGAGGAAAAUGAUGCAGGUGUUAAUUCUUCUGCUACACAAGCUGCUGCAGCAGAAACUGAAGGGGAUGAUAUUUUAGCAGAGUGUAUCAGUUCCGCCAUGCCAAAAGGUAAAAUCCAUAAGCCCUUUAGAGUACAGAAAAUGAAUGAGCCACAACACCAAUCAGCUUCUCCUGUUAGUUUAGUUCAGCAGGACGUUGAAAAGAAGAAGCCCACGUCCCCUGUUAAACCAAUGCCACAGAGUAGUGAGUACAGAGCUAGAAUGAUUAAGAAACCCCAACCUCCAUUGAAUUUUUCUUCCUACUCUGAUAAAAACAAAGAAACCAAAAUGCUAGAGACAAAAAUGGCCUCCAGAGAUUUCACAGAUAAACCACCAAAUGCAGAGCAGAGGCCACGGCCAGGUUUUGCUUUCGAUUCACCACAUCAUUACACACCAAUAGAGGGUACACCUUAUUGCUUCUCACGCAAUGACUCACUAAGCUCAUUGGACUUUGAGGAUGAUGAACCUGACCUCUCCAAGGAAAAGGCUGAGCUAAGAAGAGACAAGGACCCAAGAAAAGUUUCAACCAAACACAGCGGAGAGCCAUCUGCUAGGUCAAACAGGGCAAAUGUGCCACAGACUGCUCCAACUAAACCACUGCAGCAGAAGCAGGCAGUCUUCCCUCAACCAUCCAAAGAAAACAUGGGGCCAGUGCCAGAUGAAAAGCAGAAGUUUUCUAUUGAAGGCACACCCAUGUGUUUCUCUAGAAACUCAUCUCUCAGCUCAUUAAGUGACAUUGACCAAGAGAACAACAACAAAGACCUCCAGCCAAAGGAAGAAGAGGAUGUAACUCAGGUUGAAGUUCCUACCAGACCCCAAGCCUCUGGUUAUGCACCAAAAGCCUUUCAUGUUGAAGACACCCCUGUGUGUUUUUCAAGAAACAGUUCACUCAGCUCGCUAAGCAUUGAUUCAGAAGAUGACCUUCUACAAGAGUGCAUCAGUUCAGCAAUGCCAAAAAAGAAGAAACAGGCAGCCCGAAAUAAAGGCGGGAAUGACCAAGGAGAUGCCACUGAGGAGAAAAGUAUAAAUGGCAUUUUAACUGAAGAGCCAGAUCUCAUGUUGGAUCUCACCGAUACACAUAGUCCAGUUUCUGAACAAGCCUUAUCGCCGGACUCUGAGUCCUUUGAUUGGAAGGCAAUCCAAGAGGGGGCCAAUUCCAUCGUCAGCAGUUUGCACCAGGCAGCUGCAAGCCUCUCUAGACAAGGUUCAUCUGACUCUGACUCAAUUCUCUCCCUCAAAUCUGGGAUAUCACUUGGGUCCCCUUUUCACCUACCCUUAAAUUCAGAUGAUAAUAAAUCUUCUUCUGACAAAGGAGGUCGCCCCCGUAUAUUAAAACCAGGUGAAAAGAGCACUUUAGAAGCAAAAAAGAAAGAAAAGGAAGAGGAGGCAGCAAAAGCUCUAAAAGGGGGGAAAAAAGUCUACAAAAGUCUCAUAACAGGAAAACCUCGUACUAGUGCUGAGACCCCAGCCUCACUACAGCAGAGGCCAACAGCCCCUAGUGUACCGAUGAUCUCUCGUGGGAGGACGAUGAUCCAUGUCCCUGGUGUUAGAAGCAGUUCUCCAAGCACUAGCCCGGUCCAAAAGAAGCCUCCAGCCCGUGGUCCAGCGUCAGUCUCAAAAACUAACCCCACCCAAGGGCAGAAUUCCAGUAACUCACCCAGAAGCAUCAAACCACCUACUAAAUCAGACCCUAGUCCCGCCAGGGAUCAACCUGGAUCUCAAUCGGGAUCAAGCAAAGCUUCAUCACGUUCUGGAUCCAGAGAUUCCACACCGUCCAGACCAGCUCAACAGUCCUUGACAACCAGACCCAUGCAGUCACCCGGUCGAACCUCUGUGUCACCUGGAAGAAAUGGUCUGGGUUCCUCAAACAAAUUAUCCCAACUACCUCGCACUGCUUCUCCAAGCACGUUGUCAACUAAGUCUUCUGGUUCUAGCAGGAUGUCCUACACUUCACCUGGAAGACCAAUGGGUCAGCAAACGCCACCCAAGCAGACUGGCUUGACUAGAAGCACUAGCGGAAUCCCUAGGAGUGAGUCUGCCUCCAAAAGUCUGAAUCAGUGUGGAGUAGCUGGCAAUUCUAAGAAGCAAGAUUUGUCCACGGCGCCAUCCACAAAGUCUAGUGGAAGUGAGUCUGACAGAUCGGAGAAACCCGGCCUAGUUCGACAGUCAACGUUCAUCAAAGAGACACCUAGUCCAACACUGAAGAGGAAAUUGGAGGAGUCUGCCUCAUUCGAGUCUCUGUCCCCAUCGUCCACCAGCCAGUCUCAAACGCCUGUUUCAAGCCCCUCUUUGCCAGAUAUGUCCUUGACUCUACCAUAUCAAGGAAGUCAAGGAAGCAACUGGAAAAAGUCACCUCAGAGUCAAAACUCCUCUGAAAAUGGGGAUGGUAAACCUCAAAAGGGAGGGAAGCACGAUAUCUCCAGAUCCCAUUCAGAAAGCCCGUCCAGGCUUCCUAAUCUUAACAGGACAGGAACAUGGAAGCGCGAGACGAGCAAGCACUCUUCCUCCCUCCCAAGGGUUGGCACCUGGAAGAGAACUGGCAGCUCCUCUUCUAUCCUCUCUGCCUCCUCGGAGUCAAGUGAAAAGGGCAGAAGUGAGGAUGAACGACAGCCACUCAGUCCAGCCCAACGGUCUCCACAUAGCAAAGACGGCAACCCUUUAAAAGGAACAUGGAGGAAGAUGAAAGACAGUGAAAUGUCACAGUCUGAAGGCCACGAUUCUUCCUCCGUGGACUGUAAUAGCAUGGCCAUAGGGCAACAAAUGAGCCCACCAGUUUCCAAGACAGAAGAUGUCUGGGUGAGGAUUGAGGACUGUCCCAUUAACAGCCCAAGAUCGGGUAAAUCCCCAACUGCAAACACACCUCCGGUGAUUGACAGCGUUCUAGUCAAAAUCCCAUCAGUUGAUCUCUUGACAAGUGAGACUCAUCCCAAACAGUCCUCAAAUGAAAGUGUAAAUGCUCGUAGGCUAGGUUCAGAGACUAAUUUAAACUUGCUUAGGAGCAGUGAGAGUCUGGAUAAGAAGGUGCCCGACCUCAAGCCUGCUCAGAGCAACCCAAGCAUGGUCCCAGAGGUCCACGAACUGCCUGUCGCUGAACGUACACCUUUUAGUUCCUCAAACUCGAGCAAACACAGCUCACCCAGUGGCGCCGUGGCGGCUAGGGUUAGCCCUUUCAAUUACACCCCUAGCCCCAGGAAGAGCAGUGCUGACAGUGCCGCACCACCACGACCCUCACAGAUACCCACACCAGUUAGUGUCACCAACAGUGCAAAAAAGAGAGACUCUAAAGGUGAAAGUGCCGGAGAAAGCGGGUCCUACAUUGUGACCUCAGUUUAAGUUUUUUGAGGCUAGACUACAUGCACACAAGCAGGAACUAGGGGAAAUGUAUUUAACAAACCUAGUGACUUCUGUUGUAAAGAAUUAAAACAAACACAAUCAAAACAAUGACCAUGGAUUUAUCACAACUUCUGGUGUAUAAAACAAGAUGUAAAUAUUCAGUCACUAGAGUUAUUGUAGUGGAUGCCUAAUUGAUGGGCACAGUUUCUUUGCUGGUAGGAAUGUGGCUGGGACACUUGGUUAUCAGAUAGAGAGAGGGAGACCUCUGAAGGAUAAUGUAUGUGAAUUUGUACUGUACAGAUUUUAAUUAUGUAUUUAAUUUAAACCCAAGAUCCUGAAUAUUGUCUGACUUGACAAAGAUAAUCACUUGCAAGUUUAGCAUAUGUGGGAUGAUAAAAACACUUAAAGAUGGACUUUAAUACUACUCCCUUAGAUUUUUUUUAAUUAUAUGCCUGUAUUUAGGUCAGAAAGAGUAAUUCUCAUUUUUACUACUGCAAAUGUAUUAUAAACUUCCCUUCCUUGCAUGUAUACUGACCCAAAUGGUUUGUUUUCUGAAGUAAAUAUGAACAUUUCUGUGGUCACAUGUUGGUAGCUGUAGUGUAUAAUUUUACACUAUUCUAUGUGUGCUCUGAAAGUAAAGGAAUUAUAACCUUAACAGAACUUUUAGAAUGAGAAAUAUUUACAUUGGAAAAUAGAUUAUAUAAGAAUAGAUAGAUACAUUGCUCUGCUGUUUGUUGUUUAAUUGUUAUCAGGUAAGUUGGUUGCUUUGUAAUGAAGAGAUGGUCUGAGAAGGACUGAAUGAACACUUUGGAAAAAAUAAAUUAUUACUGUAGGUUUGUGGUGUUGGUAUAUUUUUUUUUAAAUCUCAUUCUACUUUCCCCUGUAAUCACUGUAAUGCUAAAGCACAUAAUCAGAGGUGAUGUACUAUUUUGUUUUGCCAAAAAAAUUACACUCUGAAUGACUGUUCAUGUUUUCUUUUCUCAUGCAAUAAAGUUGUUGGAUAUUCAAAGCUAAAAGUCAAUUUACAAAUUGUAAAUCAUAAUAAACGUUAACAUUUUUGGUGCAAAA